Closterium sp. Naga37s-1 is the source of this 1662-nucleotide messenger RNA. Lineage: Eukaryota; Viridiplantae; Streptophyta; Zygnematophyceae; Desmidiales; Closteriaceae. The record is from the annotation of a GenBank genome assembly.
AUGCCCAUCAUCAUGACGGCGCUGAACAGAGGCAUUCAGUUCUACACAUUUGAGACCGUCAAGGCAUGGCUGCUACGAGCCAAUCAGAAGCACCCAAAAACGUUUCAGCUGCCCGACUCGCUACCUCCCAGCUCAGUGGCAGGGGGAGCAGCAGGCCUGGCUGCCACUCUCCUCCUCUACCCCUUCUCUGCUGUCGGUGACCACAUGAGCCUGCAGCCGGGAAAGUACCCUGGUCUGCGACAGGCCCUGGUGGGGGUGGCACAGCAGCACGGUGCCUCACAGCUGUUCCGAGGGGUGGUGCCGAAGCUGGCGUCGAUGGUUCCCGCCUCUGCCAUCAACUUCCUCGUCUUCGAGUCGCUGAAAGAGGAGAUCAAGAGGCUGAGAAAUGGCAAAGACCCGUCUGCAGCGCACAUGCUCAUUUCCGGCGCCAUCGCAGGAGCAGCCUCCACUAUAGUCACACACCCAUUCGAGCUCUGCCGGCGCGAAAUCAACAUGAGCUUGCUGCCAAAACACGCCACCCCCACGGGCGGGCACCUGGAGUACAACUCACUUCGCCAGGCAAUGAGGGGGAUAUUGAGGAAGGAGGGGGUGAGGGGGCUGUACAGAGGGGUGCUGCCGAGCCUCAUUGAGCUGGUUCCAGCGACGGCAAUUGGGUUCUUGGUGUAUGAGAUGGGGAAGAGGGUGAUGGUGGCCGAGGGGCAGGAGAGGAGGGAUGAGGUCGACUUCAAAUGGACCAGCUCAAGCACUCAACUUGCAGCCAAGGCUGCUCUUGUCGUGGUUGAGUCUCCUACUGUGAAAGAUGAGGUCCCUGCUGUCCCUGUGGCGGUCCCUGCUGGCUCGUUUGUUGUCCCUGCUGCCUGUGUGGUUGUCCCUGCUGUCUCUGUGGCGGUUCCUGCUGACCUGCUCGAAACUGCUACCAGCUCUGCUGAACCCGCUGCUCUGUCAACUUUGGUCGUUCCUCCUGUCUCGGCUGUUACACCCCGCUGCUCGGCUGAAGAAUUUUUCGGUUUAGUUGAGAACUCUAUCUGCUCGGUUGAGGAAGCGUGGUGGUUGGCUCCGGAGUCUGAGGAGGUGGCUUCCUGGUUCCUGGUUGCUGAGGUAUUUGAGGAUGUGAUUAUGGGUUUGGAAGCGCAGAAAGGUGUAGAGCUGGAUGCAGAUGCAUACGAGGAUGCGACAAUGGGUUCUGAGGCACGGAAAGGUGUGGAGAUGAAAGCUGAGGUGGGUGCAGAGGCGAGCAGCAGGCGGUGCAGCCUGAGUCAGACUGACAGCAGCUGCAGCAGCCACAGUGCGUGUCUUAUCGACCCCACUUGGGAUAGCUGCUCGUCCACUUCUGCUGAUAGCCUGUGUGGUUCUCACAGGGACUUGGUCUCAGUUGUAACCUGUGGGAAGAAGGGGAUUGGUCGACGCAUCAGCGGCACUGGGAAGGGCUGGAUUAUGGACAUGAGGGGUUCUGGGAAGGCUGAUGGGGGGACUGCUUUCUCGAACCAGCUCUUUGGGGACGAUGAGGAGGAUGAAGAUGCCAGCAGCAGAAGCGGAUCUUCGAUCUAUGGGGCAGGGAGUGUGUGCUACAUGAAUCAACUGUACAUGGAUGAGGAGGAUGAGGAGGAGAGGAGAUCACUGGCAGCUUCAGGGAUCUCGCUGGGUAAGGAAGGGUACCCUUGA